Molecule: messenger RNA, 4036 nt
Organism: Myotis myotis
Lineage: Eukaryota; Metazoa; Chordata; Mammalia; Chiroptera; Vespertilionidae
Gene: JAKMIP1
Product: janus kinase and microtubule interacting protein 1
Exons: 23
Coding region: 611-3106 (831 amino acids)
Molecular function (GO): kinase binding; microtubule binding; GABA receptor binding
Source: RefSeq, a predicted model, not a curated record
CGCCGGGCGGCCGCGGGAGCUGCAGCCCGGAGUGUGCGGCACGCGCGGGCCGGCCGCCCCGAGCACUGUCACCCGCGCUGCUGCCACGGGACCCGCGCCCCGCCGAGCCGCGCGCACAGCAGCCAGGCGUCACCAUUUGCCUCCGACGAUUUUGGGGUUUUUUUUGCACGCAUCCUUUUUCUGUUCCGUUUUGUCCUUUUUAAGGCGGGGGCGGCGGCGGCGGCGGCGAAGGCUGGGACGGGGAGGGGCGGCCGGAGGAUGCGGCGCGGGACUGCGCUCGCUACGCCCGCUGCUGCUGCCCGGCUCGGGCCCGAGCGCCCAGCAGAUCUUGAGUAAUGUGAGGGCAGCAGCUGUUUCCGGUCACCGUCCACACUGGAGCUGCGAGCCCAGGAGAUGCACAGGCAGUGUUUGUGGAGCGAACGGACGGGCAGGGGAGGCGUCCUGGGUGAGGAGGCCACAUGAGCGGAGCCUUGCAGGGUCCCAAGUGAUGGUGGUUUCCACGGAGGGUGAGCUGAGUCCUGCGCGACUGGUGGGCCCGGCGGAGCUGGCGGCGGCGCCUGCGGGCUGGCGGGCGUGAGCGUGGACUCUCAGCGUCUCCCCGGGAGGAAGCAUGUCUAAGAAGGGCCGGAGCAAGGGCGACAAGCCCGAGAUGGAGGCGGACGCGGUGCAGGUGGCCAACGAGGAGCUGCGGGCCAAGCUGACCAGCAUUCAGAUCGAGUUCCAGCAGGAGAAGAGCAAGGUGGGCAAACUGCGUGAGCGGCUGCAGGAGGCCAAGCUGGAGCGCGAGCAGGAGCAGAGGCGGCACACGGCCUACCUCUCCGCGCUCAGGGCCAAGCUGCACGAGGAGAAGACCAAGGAGCUGCAGGCGCUGCGCGAGUCGCUCAUCCGCCAGCACGAGCAGGAGGCGGCGCGCACGGCCAAGAUCAAGGAGGGCGAGCUGCAGCGGCUGCAGGCCACGCUGAACGUGCUGCGCGACGGCGCGGCCGACAAGGUGAAGACGGCGCUGCUGGCCGAGGCGCGCGAGGAGGCGCGCAGGAGCUUCGACGGCGAGCGCCUGCGGCUGCAGCAGGAGGUGCUGGAGCAGAAGGCGGCGCGCAAGCAGGCGGAGGAGGCGCUCAGCCACUGCGUGCAGGCCGACAAGGCCAAGGCGGCCGACCUGCGCGCAGCCUACCAGGAGCACCAGGACGAGGUGCACCGCAUCAAGCGCGAGUGCGAGCGCGACAUCCGCAGGCUGAUGGAUGAGAUCAAAGGGAAAGACCGGGUGAUCCUGGCCCUGGAGAAGGAGCUGGGCGUGCAGGCCGGGCAGACCCAGCGGCUGCUGCUGCAGAAGGAGGCGUUGGACGAGCAGCUGGUUCAGGUCAAAGAGGCCGAGCGGCACCACAGCAGCCCCAAGAGGGAGCUGCCGCCGGGCAUCGGGGACAUGGCGGAGCUCCUGGGCGCCCAGGAUCAACACAUGGAUGAGCGAGACGUGAGGCGGUUUCAACUGAAAAUUGCGGAACUGAACUCGGUGAUCCGGAAGCUGGAAGACAGAAACACCCUCCUGGCAGAUGAGAGGAAUGAACUGCUGAAACGCUCCCGCGAGACCGAGGUGCAGCUGAAGCCGCUGGUGGAGAAGAACAAGAGGAUGAGCAAGAAGAACGAGGACCUGCUGCAGAGCAUCCAGCGGAUGGAGGAGAAGCUCAAGAAGCUCACGAGGGAGAACGUGGAGAUGAAAGAGAAGCUGUCCGCGCAGGCGUCUCUGAAGCGGCACACUUCCCUGAACGACCUGAGCCUGACGCGGGACGAGCAGGAGAUCGAGUUCCUGCGGCUGCAGGUGCUGGAGCAGCAGCACGUCAUCGACGACCUCUCUCUGGAGAGAGAGCGGCUCUUGCGCCCCAAGAGGCAUCGCGGGAAAGGCCUGAAGCUGCCCAAGAAGCAUGUUGUGGAGACAUUUUUUGGAUUUGAUGAGGAGUCUGUGGACUCGGAAACCUUGUCAGAGACGUCCUGCAACACAGACAGGACGGACAGGGCCCCGGCCACCCCCGAAGAGGACCUGGACGACACGACCACCAGGGAGGAGGCCGACCUGCGGUUCUGCCAGCUGACCAGGGAGUACCAGGCCCUGCAGCGGGCCUACGCCCUCCUGCAGGAGCAGGUGGGGGGCACGCUGGACGCCGAGCGGGAGGCCCGGACCCGGGAGCAGCUGCAAGCCGAUCUGCUGCGGUGUCAGGCCAAAAUUGAGGACUUGGAGAAGCUGUUGGCCGAGAGGGGUCAGGAUUCCCAGUGGGUGGAGGAGAAGCAGCUGCUCAUGAGAACCAACCAGGAGCUGCAGGAGAAGGUGCACCGGCUGGAGGUGGAAGAGCGCCAGCUGAAGAGCGACAUGCAGGACGCGCGGGACCAGAACGAGCUGCUCGAGUUCAGGGUGCUCGAGCUCGAAGAGAGAGAGCGGAGGUCGCCCGCGUUUAACCUCCAAAUCGCCAGCUUCCCCGAGAACCACAGCAGCGCCCUCCAGCUGUUCUGCCACCAGGAAGGAGUUAAGGACGUGGAUGUGUCCGACCUGAUGAAGAAGCUAGACAUCCUGGGCGAUAACGGGAAUCUGAGAAACGAAGAGCAGGUGGCCAUCAUCCAGGCCGGGACUGUGCUCGCGCUGUGUGAGAAGUGGCUGAAGCAGAUAGAGGGCACCGAGGCGGCCCUGACCCAGAAGAUGCUGGACCUGGAGAAGGAAAAGGACCUGUUCAGCAAGCAGAAGGGCUACCUGGAGGAGGAGCUGGACUACAGGAAGCAGGCCCUGGACCAGGCUCACCUGAAAAUCCAGGAGCUGGAGGCCACGCUGUAUGACGCGCUGCAGCAGGAGCCGGGCCAGAAGGCCAGCAGGGCGCUGAGCGCGGGCCAGCGGGAGGACCUGCAGGCCGCCGUGGAGAAGGUGCGCAGGCAGAUCCUGAGGCAGAGCCGCGAGUUCGACAGCCAGGUCCUGCGGGAGCGCAUGGAGCUGCUGCAGCAGGCCCAGCAGAGAAUCCGGGAGCUGGAGGCCAUGCUGGAGGCCCAGAGGCGGCACCUGAAGGAACUGGAGGAAAAGUUUUUGUUCCUUUUUUUGUUUUUCUCACUAGCAUUCAUUCUGUGGCCUUGAUGACUGCAGGGAGCCAAGAGCUGGGGAUAGAAAAAGAGCUUAUGGGAUGAACUGAGGCCCUAUGGCAACCCCAACCCCACUCAAACCAAAAUCCACAAGCUAUUCCACGUGCAGAGACUUGGACCAGAACCCACAUACUUGACGACGGCUCCAAGGGGGGCCUUUUGGAUCGACAGCGGCCCCGGCCAGCCGAGCUGUAGGAGUUCUGCAGGAAUGAUGGGGAUUGUGUCAAGCUCAGGGCCACAUGAGUCCCCACGGGGGACCUUCAGGAGCCCAAGGGGCAGAGACCUGACUUCCAGGGAACUAAGUGCAAUUACCAGAAACUGAGCCCCGGGAGAGCGUCUGUGCACCCGGGGACAGCCCGUCCCUGCCCGGGCGCUGGCGGACGCAGACCAUGUACAUAUGUCUUCGUGGACGGUGCCCUGGGCACCCAGAGGGACUGGCCAGUGUCCCUGUGAACUGAACCCAAAGCCAAGCCCCAUCCACAAAACCCUCCAGAUGUGUGUGCAGCUGGAUCAGCAGCUGCCCGCCAGAGGGGGGGGCUGGAGCCUCGCUCACUGCGGAGGGCGGACCCCAGGGAACUCCGAUUUCCAUCACUCUCUUGUGUGUGACGUGGAGAAAGUCCCAGAGCAUGACAGGGCCUGGGGCCAUGUGGCGUGAGGACUGCGAGGACAGGCCCCCGCUGACCACACGGGGACUGUCUUUCAUCUUGGCUGUAAUUUGCAAGAGGAAGAAACGCUGGGAAUGACGCUCCUUCUGCAAUGGUCUGAGACCAGGCCGCUCUCCUACAGCCUCGGGGGAGCGGGCAGAGACCAGACGCCGAGUCCAGCCUCCCAGAAGGACAGAGUGGGGCAGCCGAGGAGGCCAGGGCACCAUCUGGUGAGAGGCAAGUCUAGGAGGGGUCCUGGAGGAGACUUUCGGGCAUUGUUG